GUGACGGUAACGUCAAUAACAACAUUUGAUACAACCAGCGUAAUAAUAGUGUCACGAUAUCGGUCUCAGAGCGUUACAUUCACAACAAUGUCUUCGGAUUUUGAAGCAUAUGAGCAGGAGUUUGGUACUCUCACCGCGGAAAUUACCAACAAAAUUGGAAGAAUACCUAAACUUAGUGGAGAGGACAAGACGCAGCUGGUUCUAAAUGUCGACAAACAGCUCGAGGAAGUCAGAGAGUUGUUGGAGCAGAUGGACCUGGAGGUGCGAGAGAUCCCCAUCCAGAGCAGAGCGAUGUACAACAGCCGACUGAAGAGCUAUAAACAGGAGGUGGAGAAGCUCGAGAAGGACUUUAAAAGGUCACGUAUUGCCUACAGUGAUGAGGUGCGGAACGAGCUCCUGGGGGAUGAUGGGAGCUCCUCAGAGAGUCAGUUGAUAAAGUUACGUGAAGAGAGAGCACAUCUGUUGGACAACACAGAGAGGCUGGAAAGGUCAUCUCGGAGACUGGAGGCUGGCUACCAGAUAGCAGUGGAAACCGAACAAAUUGGCCAGGAGAUUCUAUCCAAUCUGCACAGUGACCGUGAGAAGAUCCAGAGAUCCAGAGACCGGUUGAGAGAGACUGAUGCGAACUUGGGCAAGAGCUCCCGUGUCCUGUCGGGCAUGCUGAGAAGGGUCAUUCAGAACCGCAUCCUGGUCUUCAUCCUGGGCGCCAUCCUCCUCCUCACCAUCAUCCUGGCCAUCUAUUUCAAUCUGCGAGGCCACUGAUCUCCACUGACGGGUUGUGUGUGUAUGUGUGCGUGUGUGAUUAAUAGCAACAAAAGCACGCUGGAGUAAUUAGGACAAAUUGUUCAUAUGAAUCAUUCCUGGUGGGCAGUGACAGGUGAUCUCCUCUCCACUCUCUCCCGUGGAACACAUCCACACCCGCUUUACCCUCUGCCCUGUUCCAGUCGUGCUGCUAGGACCUUCCUGUUCAAACCUUCUGCAUGGGACCUCCAUCUGACUAACCUCCACAUACAUCGUCCACAUGAUGGAAUAAUGACAGAGGAAGAAAAGGGGCUUCAAUAUUAUGUUAUUUUAACAUUUUGUUGUUAGUAUUGCUUAUUCUAUGUCAGAAUCGUGUGUGUGUGUGUGUUUUUGCAUGCACAUGUGUACACACCUCUAGUCCCUGCCCUCUUCUGGGUGUGUGACGUGCGCAGGAAGGCUUGGGCCAGGUCUCUAGUGCAGCACACAGAGCAGAAUCACACACUACACCCAGCCCAAAGGUCAGUGCCUUUAGCAGCAAACACACACACACACGCCUCUCCUAGUCGCACUUCAUCCAGGAUUGGUAGCUUCUCACACUGUUCCUCUAAGGUCAGCAAAGGCCUUGUGUGUGUGUGUGUGUUUGGGCAACUUAGUUGGGACCCAGUUUAAACUUAAGGACCCCCCACAGAUUUAGUAAUAAUGUACGGCAUAAAUGUUUAACACACUCGCACAUUACUAAUAUCUCUCUUGAUUUUAAAUGAUUAUUGUGAUGUAUUUACCUUCUUUCAUUAAAUAUAUUUUUUUAAUUGAUCUUUGCAUAAUAUAUAUUUCUGUGUAAUGCAAAGCCGUACAUAUACUGUAUAUGGAUCAAAAACGAGAUGUGUGUAUGGUUUUGAUUCUGAAGGCAGUUAAUUUAUCUUUUUUCUUAUUUUUAAAACUUUUGCAUGAAAUAACAUGAUGAAGCUUUUCAUUUUUGAUCCAUAGUGUGUUUUUUUUUUUUUUUUUCUUUCGUUUGUAGGACCACCUCCUGGUGAAUGAUGGUGUUAAUCAUAGAGUUCAGACUACAGUGGUUUAUUGUGUUUGAUUGGUUGCAAGUGUACAAGUGCGUGUUGAUGUUUUACGGUGUCCUAUAUGAUGAGGACAUGGUGCAGACUCCGAAAUCACCAGUGCUUCAGAUUUAUGCAGCUCAAAUAAACUGUCUGUUCACAUAUGGACAUUUAAAAGACACACACACAGAGCAUACCUAUUGAUACUGUGUUUAUUAUUCCCACUGUAGGUUACAGAUAUUCAUUCUCCCUCUCCCUCUCUCGCGCAUGCACGCACGCGCGCACACACACACACACACACACACACGUGUGCACACUUUUUCUCCUCCUCUGGCUGAGGGCCUGAUGGACAGACAGACAGGCAGAGGGCAUUUGGUAUUCUGUUUCAGGCUGGGUAGAUUGUCUUAUUUUGGAAGCAGCAUGGUGGGGGGCUUUCUCUGCCUCUGCUUCACAGCUCGGGCUUCAAAGCACCAAAUUAAUGGCCAACAAAAUAGUGUGUCUCUGUCCGUCCCAUGUGGGGCCAACCCGUCGAGAGUUAUCAUUAAGUUCAGGAAUAAAUGAACAAAAAAGGAGAGAAGAGGAAGCGGGAGGAUGAAAAGGGGCAGAAUCCUGCCUGUUUGACAAACCUCAUAAUAUAAUGACCUCAGUGAUUGAGUUUUUCAUCAACACGCCUAGACAGGACUGAGUGUCUACAUGUCUUCUGUGUGUGUUUGUCCUCUCUUCUCCUUUAGAAAUGUGUGAGAGAGAGAGAGAGAGCACUGGAUCUAAGUACCUGUGUGUGUUGAAUCCAGGCAUGCUGAGAGUAUAUUUUGCUUGUUGUGCGUGUGUGUGCAUUUCGCUGAGUCUCUCUCUCUCUCUCUCUCUCUCUCUCUCGGCCUGUCAGAUCCUCUCAGUAGUGAGUGGCUGGUGGAAGGCAGCGUGGCUGCGGCUCUAUUUGAAGUUGUAAUGGUGUCAAAAAGUCAGGGCUGACUGACAGCCGUCAGUCCCACUGGGGCUCAUUAAAUCAUAACAACUUGACAAGGAAAUAAUUGAGCACUGAUGACAAGUUGAGGCCCGUUUAGAUGUUUUUAUUUUCUUUCAUUAUGCCUUCUGACUAUUAUGUUCAUUAAGAAAUUGCAUUAAACAACUCUUAGGGGGCUAAUGAUUUGUUUAUAUCCCCUUUUUUAUUAUUUAAACAGUAGCCGUGUCUUCUGAUACCUCAGCAGGCUGCUGCUAUCGUCUGCUGCAUCUAUUUUUCUCCACACACCCUUUUCUCUAUAUCUCUUUUGUCUCUCUCUUUUUUCCUUUCCCUCCCUUCCUCCUUCUUUCCCUCCUCCCUCUGCCUCAUUAUUUCUUCGUCACUCUCUACUCGUCUUCCUCCCAUCUCUCGAUAUUCUCUCUUUCCUUCUUCUCAUUGCUCUCUAAUUUCACCCCUUCUCCUUACUCUCAUCCUUCUAUCCUCCACAAUCACCUCUCCCCUUGCUUGCUCUCUUCCUCCUCAUUCUUUCUCAUCUCCCUCUAUCCUGUUUAUUCUCCUCUGUCUCUCUCUACCACAUUUUCCUCUCCUCAUUCUCUUCUCCUCUUUCCCUGUCUCUACCACAUUCUCCUCUCCUCUUCCCCUCUCCCUUCCUCAUUCUCCUCUCCUUAUUCUCCUCUUCCCCCUCCCUUCCUCAUUCUCCUCUCCUUAUUCUCCUCUUCCCCCUCCCUUCCUCAUUCUCCUCUCCUUAUUCUCCUCUUCCCCCUCCCUUCCUUAUUCUCCUCUCCCUUCCUCAUUCUCCUCUCCUCUUCCCCCUCCCUUCCUCAUUCUCCUCUCCUUAUUCUCCUCUCCUCUUCCCCCUCCCUUCCUCAUUCUCUUCUCCUCUCCUUAUUCAUCUCUCCUCUUCCCCCUCCCUUCCUUAUUCUCCUCUCCUCUCCCUUCCUCAUUCUCCUCUUCUCUUCCCCUCUCCCUUCCUCAUUCUCUUCUCCUCUCCUUAUUCUCCUCUCCUCUUCCCCCUCCCUUCCUUAUUCUCCUCUCCCUUCCUCAUUCUCCUCUCCCUUCUUCAUUCUCCUCUCCUCUUCCCCCUCCCUUCCUCAUUCUCCUCUCCUUAUUCUCCUCUCCCCCUCCCUUCCUCAUUCUCCUCUCCCUUCCUCAUUCUCCUCUCCUUAUUCUCCUCUCCCCCUCCCUUCCUCAUUCUCCUCUCCCUUCCUCAUUCUCCUCUCCUUAUUCUCCUCUCCUCUCCCUUCCUCAUUCUCCUCUUCUCUUCCCCUCUCCCUUCCUCAUUCUCUUCUCCUCUCCUUAUUCUCCUCUCCUCUUCCCCCUCCCUUCCUUAUUCUCCUCUCCGUUCCUUAUUCUCCUCUCCCUUCCUCAUUCUCCUCUCCCUUCUUCAUUCUCCUCUCCUUAUUCUCCUCUCCUCUUCCCCCUCCCUUCCUCAUUCUCCUCUCCCUUCCUCAUUCUCCUCUCCUUAUUCUCCUCUCCCCCCUCCCUUCCUCAUUCUCCUCUCCCCCCUCCCUUCCUCAUUCUCCUCUCCUCUCCCUUCCUCAUUCUCCUCUCCUCUCCCUUCCUCAUUCUCCUCUCCUUAUUCUCUCCUCUUUCCCCUCCCUUCCUUAUUCUCCUCUCCUUAUUCUCCUCUCCUCAUUUUCCUCUUCUCUUUCUCCUCUCCUCUUUCUCUUUUCCUCUUCCCCCACCACAUUUUCCUCUCCUCAUUCUCCUCUCCUCAUGCCCUUCACUCCUUCCUUCAGUCAUAGUCCUCACUCUCUUUUCCCUUCUUUCUUCCUUAGCCUGCUCUCCUCCUUGUUCCCUCUUCUAGUCCCUCCUCACACACUUUCCUAUUUUGCUCCUUCCUGCUCCCCCUCAUUUUCUCCUCUUGCAGCAUGAGCUAUGGAAUAGUCACUACCUUCUGAUAGGCUGCGUCUUAAUCCAGGGGAGAACUAUAACAGUAGGAGGGCUCACACUUUAACGUGUCAUUCAGUUGAUGUCAACCAUCUUUAGCUAGCAGGCCCUCAGCCAGCUGACAGAGGAACAGUGAUUAACCACAGCCCUCGCGUUCACUGAUGAUGAAACACUGAUAAUAGACCUACAGUGUAAAAGUGUGAGCAUGCGUACACACAGUGCUAUAGUGCGUCUUGAUAAUUUCACCUGAGCCAGUGGAAAAGCUUCCUUUUAUUUAUAAAUUAGCAAUUUCAAGCAACACUCCAGUGUCUUUUUUUUUUUUUUAAGCUCAAAAUGUAUACAUGAGGUCAUCAUGACCAGCUAAGAAUUCUGACAUGUUUCUCAGUGCUGAGAACUGAAAACCUGUUUGCUUAAAACUGUUGGUGUGGCAGUUAAUUUUUUCCCCAGUACAAGGAAAGGUUCUUGUGGAGGGUGACGCUGUGGAGAACAGCAGCACUUUUUUUUUGUCCCUGUCCAAACCAUUGUGUAUAAGUGUAAGUUGUACAUACAUGACACAGUCUAACAAUCUGUGAAAUACUGAAUGACAUGAACCUGAAAUGAUGUCCAUCAAUAUUGUUCCAGAAACUGGAAACAGUUUCUCCCUUUUUAUAGUAAAUGUCCAUGGAUUGGACAUGGAUGUGUUUGCUGUGAUCAUGUGCCUGGUAUAAUAUUUGCGUGUGUUUGAGAGUGCACACUGCAUCUGGACGCAGACUUCCUACUGAUCACAUCCAUCUCUCUCGAUUAGCGUGACUACUGUUCCUAUUCUUCCUUUGCUUUCAUUUGUCAGUGAUUUUUAUGGAUUGUGAUCUCUGUGGAUGUGUCGAGUGCUUGUCUAGUUGUAACACUGUCAUUAAAGCAGUAUUGUAUUUCAACA
This is a messenger RNA of Neoarius graeffei (lesser salmon catfish), 5548 nucleotides long. RefSeq names its product vesicle transport through interaction with t-SNAREs 1A (gene vti1a). The transcript is spliced from 9 exons. Gene Ontology annotation, biological process: retrograde transport, endosome to Golgi; vesicle fusion with Golgi apparatus; intra-Golgi vesicle-mediated transport. The coding region runs from base 88 to 762 and encodes 224 amino acids. Gene Ontology annotation, molecular function: SNARE binding; SNAP receptor activity. The record is from RefSeq and is a predicted model, not a curated record. NCBI's taxonomy places the organism in Eukaryota, Metazoa, Chordata, Actinopteri, Siluriformes, Ariidae. Gene Ontology annotation, cellular component: SNARE complex; ER to Golgi transport vesicle membrane; late endosome membrane.